Neurospora tetrasperma FGSC 2508 is the source of this 2283-nucleotide messenger RNA. RefSeq lists its product as uncharacterized. The transcript has a single exon. Lineage: Eukaryota; Fungi; Ascomycota; Sordariomycetes; Sordariales; Sordariaceae. The record is from RefSeq and is a predicted model, not a curated record. The coding region runs from base 1 to 2283 and encodes 760 amino acids.
AUGGACGCACGAGCGAACAGGAACGUGGGCGGACCCGGAGCAGUCCCUCGCUCAACCGCUGUCCCCCGCUCCUCCCACCUCAAUAAGCCUGAAACUGACACCAGCAAGACGCCAGUAAUUGCUUCAACAAUGAGGCCUUUGACAAGCACCAACACGCCUCCAAACAUUGUGCCGCCAUAUCCAACCCCCGUCAGCAUCUUGGCACCUCCACGCAACACCGACUCGACCGUUCCUUCGAGACCUCUGGCCCACACAUCCAUUCUCCCCGUUGGUAUCAACCCCAUGGUCUACACAGCCAACACCACCGCUCUCCCCGCGAGUACCAAGCUCCCGCCGCUUCAACCACCACCUAGCUUAAUACCAGCACCACAACAACAGCAACCACACGAACGCACCCCACACCACCAGCAGGAACAACUGUUACAGCAGAUAAGGCAGCAACAACUGGAUCACAUGCGCCAACUGGGACAACUCUGGCUGCCACCACCGGUACAGCAGGGACAACUGCCGUCACAACCACGACACGCACAUGGCGUAACACAGGAACAACAUCAACAGUUGGCACAACAGCAACUGCAUUACUUUUACCGCCUACAACAACUCGGCUUACUACAACUGCUACAACAAGGGCAAGGGCAAGGCCCGCAACGGCAACAACCACCACGUCCACAUGCUCAACAGAAGCAACAGCAGGUACAGCCUCAGCCGAAAGCACACCCAGAACAACCUCGACAGCAAGGACAGCCAGAACAGCAGGUGCAGCAGCUACAGCAGGUACAGCAGGUACAUCCUCAACAUCCUCAACAUCAAGAACAACAAGAACAACAGCAAAACCAGCCUCAACAGGAAGAAAAGCAAGGGCAGCAAGGACAACAAGGAGAGCAAAGAGAAAAAGAACAGCCUCAACAGCAAGAAUCCCAAGAGCAGCAAGAAGAUCAAGAACAACAGCAACAACUGCACCUGAUGCACCAAGUACAAGAACUCGUAGCACUCCUUCAACAAAACAAAAAAUUAGAACUGCCGCAACAGCAACAGUUGCAGAACCUACUACAGCAACUACGACCACCACAACUGCAUCCCCCUUCUUCCUUCUCCGCCCCUGCCUUUUGGUCCCCCCUCCCAUCCCAUAUCUCAUCCCAUAUCCCACCCCAAACCCAAACCCAACGCUCCAGCUCUACAUCCACCAAAACCCCCAAUCCCAAUCCCUCCCCCUUCUCCGCUACCGCCAUCCCCGGUAUUACCUUGUCCGGUACCGCCCUCCCCGAUGUCCCCUUCCCCAGUACCGCAAUCCCCGGUGUCCCCUUCCCCAAUACCGCAAUCCCCGGUACCACCAUCCCCGGUGUCCCCUUCCCCAGUACCGCAAUCCCCAGUACCACCCUCCCCAGUGUCCCCUUCCCCGGUGUCGCCAUCCCCAACCUCCUCCCCGGCAUCCACCUCAGCCCCGAGAACUACGACCGCUAUCGGAUCUUAGUACACAACCUCCAUUUCCAGCACAUCUUCCGGACCGACCCCGCUCUGGCUUUGGCGUUCCAUGACGAGUUCAAUACGCGCAUGGAGCUGCAAAGGCUGUUGCCGGAUAGUCGACCGCCGAAGCAGUUUGUGAGUGGGCGGGAGGUGCAGAGACGGCCGCUGAGUCGGGAGGAGUGGGUGGCGGAGAGGGAGACAAUGAAGAGGGAAAGGGAGAGGAGGGAGGAGAUGAGGAGGGAGGAAAUUAAGAGGGAGGAGAUGAGGAGGGAGAUGGAGAGGGAACAAGAAAAAGAGAAGAGGGGGGUGAGUACCUCUAGGGGGCAGGUUCAGGGGCAGGGUGAUGCUGGAGUUGGACUUGGAGCUGGAGGGAGUGGAAGAGGAGGUAGUGCUACGGGAGGGAGUGCCGGUGUCAGUGUCAGUGUCAGUGCCAGUGGAAUACCUCUAGGGAGUAGAGAUAUGAGAGGAGAAGCUACGGCCGCAAAUAUAGGAGCAAGAGCGCCGGCAGCAGCAGCGAAGAUGGCGGAAGUCGGCACAAGUGUUGGUCCUCCGCGUGUUGCUAGUGAGUGGAUCAACAACGGAAGCAGCAAGCGAAAGGCGGCCGCCGCCGCCACCGCCGGCCCAGGGACGGAAACCAGGCCGGAGAAGAGGUCGAAAACGGAGAUGAACACGGGACAAAUGAGAACGGUUAGUGUCCAGAAACCUACCUCUACCUCUACGCAGAAGGGGGCUAGAGGGGUCCAGAAGCCCGAGGGAUCACAGAAGCCCGAGGGAUUGCUCAAAUCGUUGUUGAAGAAAGGGACGGGAAGUAGCGCAUAG